AUGGCAGCUGCUGCGACAGAGGGGCUUUAGUCUGUGGUUGUGGACACAGCACCAGACACUGCAGGAACGGUGAGGGGUGUAUCCGCGGCGGCGGCAGCCAGAAUCAGACCGCAAGUCCGGGUCUCCCACGCCGCGCCGGCUGCUCAGGUGCUGUCGCUCAGCGGCGUGCUCGCCGUGCACAGGCCCGAAGGGCCCACAGCCGAGCUGCUCACCCGGCUGAAGGAGACGCUGCUGGCAGGUACUGCAGCCGGGAGGAGAGCGCUGUGUCUCACCCAGCAUGCCCGUGAGGCGCUGUCCAGCGUCCCACUGUGUCCCAGCUUCAGCGUGUGCUCGCCUCCUCUGCUGUUCCGGACAAAGCGUUCCAGCCUCUGUGUGAAGGACCAGGGUGAAGAGAGCAGUUUUACCAAGAGUCGGGAGGUGGCAGGGAGCCUCACAGACCGUGGUGGUCACGACGAUGUAGAGGCAGAGCUGAUAGGAGUUGGACCAGGUGCUUGUGGUCGUGCCAGACCGUUUUUAACUAGAAUUGAGGCCAGUAAGUUAAAGUGCUGCAGCCUGAUCGCUGUUCUGCGGACGCAGAGCCGUCCUAACACUGCACCCUUCUGUGGGAUGCACCCAGCCGAGCUGGCAGAUGUGACUGACGAGCGACAGGCUUUGUAUAGACGACUACCCAAACCUUCUAAAGCCACCUUUACAAAUGCCCAACUCUCAGGCAGGGAGCUGAGAGAACCCAGAGAUCCGAAGUGCAGUGGUGCGGCCGUUCCUCCGCCUGCCCUUGAUAUCUCGGCAUUGAGGGCCAUGUCUAUAAAAUCUUUUCUUGGUUUGUUGGCAGAUAAAAUAACACAAGAAGACAUUGAAGGCAUUCUGGGGAAGUUUCCUGGGAGUACAAUGCAAGUACUCCCCGUAAGUUUCUCUGCCCUGAAGAAGGAUGGACAGAGCCUCUCAGCGCUGAUGAAGAGCGGCAAAGCAGUCGAGCCCAGACUGGCUGGGCUGGUGGCGGUGCUCAGGAUCUCAGCUCUCUCCUGUGCCAGCGUGCUGGAGCUGACCUGUAUCAGAGAGGAGCCCUUUACACUUGAAGAGCACACCCUCCCCGAAGACAAAUGGACCAUUGACGGCGUCGCAUAGCCCCUUGAGCACUGCACAUCCCUUAGGCCAGAUGAGCAAUUUAAAACAUCAAAGUCUGAGGAGUUUGCUGACCAGGCUUUAAGCUGUGAAUAUGUCACUCUGAGGGAGGUAAAGAGGGAAGAUGAUGCAAUUAAGUCCCUUUGAGACUUGCCUGGGAGGCAACCACGUCCUGGUUGGUGCAUAUUCUGACCCAGGAAUGUCCAUGAACCUCGUCAGCUCUUCCAAAGAUGUCUUCCUGUCGCUGAGUGAUGAUUGGAUUGGAUUCAGAUAAAUAUGCUUUCUGAAUUUGAUCUUCGCAUAGUCUUUUUCCUAUGAAGAAAGUUAAACAGUUUCUAAUCACAGAAAACAGAAGUCUGAGCUGAAGUUCCCUUAGUGUCACAGAAGCCUCAUGUUUGCUUUGUUUAGACUUUGGGGGCGGGGUUCUGUUGUUUUGAAAUCUCUGUAUAUUUGAAGUGCUCAGUAGUGAGCAGUCUCGUGGGCUUAUGGCUACUAUGAAGUGCUGGUGGGCUGUAGUCUUUUGUGCCCGUGUUCUUAGGUCUUGAAAAUGAAUGCGUUUUUCUAAUAAAUAUUUGUAAGUACACAAACUUCUGCCUCCAGCAAUAACUGAAUGUAAGUAGGUUAAGAUGUGAUUAAUUUCUUACCCCACUUAGAACAGAACUCAGUUCCUGUAGCAGCUAUUUCUGUGGUCAUCCAUGUAGCAUCAAAUUACUAAAAAUGUGAUUUUUAGAAUAUAAACUAGAGAAUGUAUCUUGAAUUAAGAUUCUCGCCUGCUUGUUCUUUAGUGUAUCUGUGUCUCCCAUGGAACACUGAUCCCCGGGACAUGGUUUCUGUAGUUAUUGAGAAUAUGAUCACUUUU
This is a messenger RNA of Psammomys obesus (fat sand rat), 1978 nucleotides long. RefSeq names its product TruB pseudouridine synthase family member 1 (gene Trub1). NCBI's taxonomy places the organism in Eukaryota, Metazoa, Chordata, Mammalia, Rodentia, Muridae. Gene Ontology annotation, molecular function: RNA binding; pseudouridine synthase activity. The record is from RefSeq and is a predicted model, not a curated record. Gene Ontology annotation, biological process: pseudouridine synthesis.